UUCGUCCCAAUUAACCGCAAUUUUCGGGUAAAUAGGGAUUACACCUAUUUUUGCAUUUUUUGCUUAAACUGGAAUGCUAGUUGCAUAAUUUUAAAUUAGACAACAAAGAUGCCCCCAAGACUCAAUCAUUUUGAUCCUGAUAUAGCAUUAUAUACAUCAACAACUACCCUAAAAUUGCUCAUAAAGUUGGAAUUUGUCCCUAAUCGCCCCAUUUUACGGUAUCUAAUUACAUGACAAGAAAACAUUAAUAUGUGAUAAUUUUCAACAUUAACAAAUUUGUCUUUUAAAAUUAAAUAAUGUCGCUCGAACAAACUGCUUGUGAUGAUUUGAAAGCUUUUGAGCGUCGUUUAACUGAAGUGAUAGCAUGUCUCCAACCAGCUACAAUGAGAUGGAGAAUUCUACUGACAAUUGUGUCAGUUUGUACAGCAAUAGCAGCAUACCAUUGGUUGAUGGAUCCUCUGACACCUGUAGUCUCGCUCACACAGUCUUUGUGGAAUCAUCCCUUUUUUGCUGUGACCUCUACAUUAUUGGUUUUGCUAUUCAUGAUUGGAGUACAUAGAAAGGUAGUGGCUCCUAGCAUCAUCACAGCGCGCACUCGCUCCAUACUUAAUGACUUCAACAUGUCUUGUGACGAUACUGGCAAACUUAUUCUGAAGCCGAGACCAGCAAAUAGCUCAUUAUUUUAAAUAUUAUCUAACUUUGUACAUAUCUUUAAAUAUUAAAUAUAAGAAUAAACUUGUUUUUAUUUUA
Messenger RNA from Bombyx mori (domestic silkworm), 750 nucleotides. It is a transcript of the gene Cnep1r2, whose product is annotated as nuclear envelope phosphatase-regulatory subunit 1. The transcript has 4 exons. The record is from RefSeq and is a predicted model, not a curated record. The coding region runs from base 297 to 686 and encodes 129 amino acids. NCBI's taxonomy places the organism in Eukaryota, Metazoa, Arthropoda, Insecta, Lepidoptera, Bombycidae. Gene Ontology annotation, cellular component: cytoplasm; Nem1-Spo7 phosphatase complex.